Molecule: messenger RNA, 2357 nt
Organism: Siniperca chuatsi (mandarin fish)
Lineage: Eukaryota; Metazoa; Chordata; Actinopteri; Centrarchiformes; Sinipercidae
Exons: 4
Coding region: 177-2009 (610 amino acids)
Source: RefSeq, a predicted model, not a curated record
UAAUAAACAUUUUCUGAACGGAUGUUGUCUCGUUUUGGUACAAAACUGACGAGCGUUAUUCCACAAACAUUGUCACUCGCUCGCAAAUUAGUUUGUCGACACAAUUUGUCUGCUAAUCUGUUAAACGUCCCUGCAGAUCGUCUGGCUGACCGCAAAGGAAAGAGGAAUAAAAAAGGAUGGGUAUUCUACAGUCAAAAAAGAGGAAACAAAAGGGAAAGCAUCCAUUCAAUAAGGACGUAAAAAAUGGGGCCGCAAAAGAAGCAGCAACUAAAGACGCUUCUGACUUUAACCAUGGCGAAGCAAAUGCUUUAACUGGAAACCUCGACAACACUGCCAACACUAGUCCAGGACAAGGCCCUACUCAACUUAUUAGUCAUCAAAUGGAACCCAGCAAUGGUAAUGAAGCAAUUCUCACAAGGAUGUACCAAGUUCCUGCUUUUGAUGCCCCUCAAAACAGAGAACAAAACCUUCACAAGGCUGUGAACAUUUCACAGCAUGCUGACCCGGUAAAAUAUAUCCCAUAUCCUGCCUCAGCUGUAAGAGUGACUCAACAACACACAUAUCCAGCAAAACCCAAGGAUAAAAAGACCAGUACUCCAAAACCAAUGCUCCAACAGGCUACACCUGCAAGACCAACUGCUGGGUCGUGUUGUGGUGUGAAAACAACUGCAGGAGAAUUUGAUGCUCUGAGUCCAGACAUCUUAAAGCAACUUCAGAAUGUACCUGAAAAAUUAAGCCAGCAGCAGUCAAAAUCUUCAGCACAAGUGCCGCAAAAGACAAAACAGAAAAUAACUAUAGCACCAGCACAGCAACAGGCAAACAGACAGGUGAUGGAUGGUCAUACUCAACAUGAGGAAUCUAGAAAUCUCACACCAUCACAGAAGAGGCCUGCAGCAAAGGAAACCAGCUUUGGGAGUAAAGAGCAACAAGAGAUGACCCCUCAACUUCCUACCGCUAAAUUGCAAGCACCUGUGCGUCGUGCAUGUAGAGAGGUGGUCAGAGGUGUAACUACAGAAAACCUACACAGCAAAGAAGCAGAGGCACAAAUGAAAGCAAAGAUCAACAAAUCACCAAGUCAAAAAUCCAAAUGUAAGAACAAAGCAAGCACUGACUUGAUCUGCCAUGCAACAGACAAGGCUCACCACAUUGCAGAGCAAAGCACAACCACAAAACCAGGUACUGCUGAAGUGCCUUCCGCCAAGCCUACAAAGCCACCCAACCAUUCAGCACAAGUGUCGAAUCAGUCAAAAGCUCAUGUCAACAAUGAGGAAAAUGCACUACAAGAACACUGCUUGAACCAUAACGGUGGCACCAACAUGAUAGCAGUGGACUAUCUAUAUUGCUUCAGGGUCAAAUCAGAAAUAAGCCGCACUAACGCUGCCAAAAUGAGGCUAAGGCACAAACUAGCAAAGAAAUUAAAGGCUCAGCCAGGAGAUGACCAUAAGGGCUUCCAGCCAAUAGCUGAAGAAACUGUCACCACUGUGCAAGAGAGUUCACAGCAUCAAGGUUGCACUGCCAUGGAAGAAAACACAAUCGAGAAACCCAAUGAGCCACACCAUAUACCUCAACCCAACAAAGCUGACAAUGAGACCAGUGGGAACACUACAUCUUGCAUGCAAAAAGUCAACGUGAAAGCGCUAGCACCACAGGUCCCAGUAGUUGAAGGGAUGCCUACAACUGUCCCAAGUAAUACUGCAAUUCAUAACCCAGAAAGUGUCAAGUUAAGACUCCAGCGUGAACUUAAUGAGACAGGCAUCAUCCCUGCAGUGCCUCCUGAACCCAAAAUCCGUGCUGAGGGUCGCUGGCAGCCGUUUACAGUCUAUCAGUCCUGUCCCCACAAGGUGGGCUGUCAACACAACUCGCGGACAGGUUUGCAACAAAACGUCCAAAAGCGGUCUGAUGAAUACCCAAACUACCUGUGUGAGCCUCCUUGGGUCACCACAGCAAGAUUUGCAGCUUGCUUAGCACUGAUAGAGACACAGAAGGAGGAAGGAGAUUCUCACCAAUGAGAGAAGACACUCAAAAUAUUUGUUAAGUUAAUCACCGGCAUAUUAAAAAUUGUUACGUUGCUGUAAAUGACUUGCUUCCUAGGAAAGUUAAAAGUUGUAGUGUAAAAAAAACUGAAACGCAGUCAUUCAAAAAGUUUAUUUUCUGAAUCAUUUAUUGCAGACAAAGAUUUGCAUUGUAAGAUCAACUGGAUUACAAACCAUCUAGGGAGGAAGAGGCAUUACCAUUUAGGAAACACUCACAAACUUCAAUGGCAAUUCUGUCAGUUGCUAGGAUACAAGGCAUGGGCAAUACAUUUCUGUGAGCUCUACUAAGGAGAAAAUGGACUUUGUAUACAAAAAGAGUUUUCU